GGAGAUCAAGCACCACACACCUUUCUCACAUUUAACUGCUUAUUAAGUCAUCAACCUGAAAACAUAUAUUUGUUCUCAUUAUUGUGACACUUGAUCACUAUCUACAUGGCUGCCAAUAAUCAAUUAAUAUAUCAUAUUUCAUUGGCUUUGCUUUUGUGUUUGGGAUUGUUGGCAGUUCAAGUCACAUCUCGCACUCUCCAAGAUGACUCUAUGUAUGAGAGCCAUGACCAAUGGAUGCGUCACUAUGCCAAAGUCUAUAAGGAUUCUCAAGAAAAGGAGAAACGUUCCAAGAUAUUCACACAAAACAUUAAUUACAUUCAAGCUUUCAACAAUGCUGGGAAUAACAAACCAUACAAGCUAGGCAUUAAUCAAUAUGCAGACCUGACUAAUGAGGAGUUUAUAGCAUCUAGAAACAAAUUCAAGGGGCAUAUGUGCUCCUCAAUCAUAAGGACAACUACUUUUAAGUACCAAAAUGUAACUGCACUUCCAUCCACAGUUGAUUGGAGGAAGAAAGGAGCAGUGACACCUGUGAAGAACCAAGGCCAAUGUGGAUGUUGUUGGGCAUUUUCUGCUGUUGCAGCAACUGAAGGAAUUCAUAAGUUGAGUACUGGAAAGUUGAUCUCUUUGUCAGAACAAGAACUUGUUGAUUGCGACACAAAAGGUGUGGACCAAGGUUGUGAGGGUGGUCUUAUGGAUGAUGCUUUCAAAUUCAUAAUUCAAAAUCAUGGACUCGACACUGAAGCUCAAUACCCUUAUCAAGGUGUUGAUGGAACAUGCUACGCAAAUGAAGCAUCCGUCCAUGCAGCUACCAUUACUGGUUAUGAAGAUGUCGCUGCAAACAAUGAGCAAGCAUUACAAAAAGCUUUGGCAAAUCAACCAAUUUCUGUAGCCAUUGAUGCUAGUGGGUCUGACUUUCAAUUUUACAAAAGUGGUGUCUUUACAGGUUCAUGUGGAACUGAGUUGGAUCACGGAGUCACUGCGGUGGGAUAUGGUGUCAGUAAUGAUGGAACCAAGUAUUGGUUGGUUAAGAACUCAUGGGGCACUGAUUGGGGUGAACAAGGUUACAUUAGGAUGCAAAGGGGAGUCGAUGCUGCUGAAGGACUUUGUGGCAUUGCAAUGCAAGCAUCUUACCCUACUGCUUAAGUGCCAAACUUAAUGCUUAUGUUACCUAAACUUUGUAAUUCAAAUUAUACUAUGAUUGUUUGUACAUGUAUCAGCUACAUUCAUCAUGGUUUCUACUGCUAUUUGUGUAUAUUCAUCUACUGGUUAUACUUGUGAAUUUAUCAAUACAAUGAAGAUAUUAAGAGUUUAUUUUAUCGUUCA
Molecule: messenger RNA, 1323 nt
Organism: Cicer arietinum (chickpea)
Lineage: Eukaryota; Viridiplantae; Streptophyta; Magnoliopsida; Fabales; Fabaceae
Product: senescence-specific cysteine protease SAG39-like
Biological process (GO): proteolysis
Molecular function (GO): cysteine-type peptidase activity
Source: RefSeq, a predicted model, not a curated record